Messenger RNA from Indicator indicator, 1014 nucleotides. Its product is annotated as olfactory receptor 5B12-like. Lineage: Eukaryota; Metazoa; Chordata; Aves; Piciformes; Indicatoridae. The record is from RefSeq and is a predicted model, not a curated record. Gene Ontology annotation, biological process: G protein-coupled receptor signaling pathway; sensory perception of smell. Bases 1 to 1014 code for a protein of 337 amino acids. Gene Ontology annotation, molecular function: G protein-coupled receptor activity; odorant binding; olfactory receptor activity. The transcript is spliced from 2 exons. Gene Ontology annotation, cellular component: membrane.
AUGCUUUCACCUAGAAAAGGUCUUCCUGGGACCUUCAGCAUGGUUGAUGAUAAUGACACCUCUGAUUUUGUCCUGCUGGGCUUCCCAGCCCGAGAAGACCUGCAGGUGGCAUGCUUUGUCCUCUUCCUUGCCACCUACGUGGUGACUCUGACGGGAAACCUGGGGGUCCUCCUCCUGAUCUGGAUUGACCCGUGCCUGCACACCCCCAUGUACUUCUUCCUGAGCCACUUGUCUCUCCUGGACAUCUGCUACUCCUCCACCAUCAUCCCUCGCUCCUUGCUGAACUUCCUGCUGGAGAAGAAGGUCAUUUCCCUCGCAGGCUGUGCUGCUCAGCUCUUCUUCUUCGCCGCCUGCGCCACCGCCGAGUGCUACCUGCUGGCUGCCAUGGCUUACGAUCGCUACCUGGCCGUUUGCAACCCUCUGCUCUACUCAGUGGUCAUGUCCCAGAAGCUUUGUGUCAGGCUGUUGGUUGGUGCCUACUCAGCUGGCGUGCUCAGCUCCACCAUCCACACGGUUUCCAUAGCUCGCCUGCCCUUCUGCCGGCCCAGGAGGAUCGAUCAUUUCUUCUGCGACGGGCCGCCGCUGCUGGCCCUCUCCUGCUCUGACACUCACCUCAGUGAGGUGACCAUUGCUGCUGUGGUGGGGUUCAACGUGCUGAGCACCACAGCCUUCAUCUCAGUCUCCUACUCGUUGGUGCUCUCUGCUGUCUGGAGGAUGCGCUCCGCGGCUGGCCGGCGCAAAGCCUUCUCCACCUGCGCUCCUCACUUGGGCUCCAUCGCUCUGUACUAUGGCAGCUCCCUCUUCAUGUACCUGCAGCUCAGCUCCAGCCACUCCUUGCAACGGGAUAAGGUGGUCUCCAUGCUGUACUCUGUUGCAAUCCCCAUGCUGAAUCCCUUCAUCUACAGCCUAAGAAACACGGACAUGAAGAACGCCAUGAGGAAAGCAAAAGGUAGAGUCCUCUCCUCCGUGCCCAUCCUUGCUUCCUGGUCAGCUGAGAGGAGAAGGCUACCCUGA